AUGCAGGGAGGUAAUGAUAAAGAAAUGUUGGAAGCAGGUAUUAGGCCAGAAGGUGCUAUCGCAGCGGAUGGGUGCAUGGUGAAACAACCCAGUACGGAUAAAACGGACAGGAAGAGUGGACUCUUCCGCAAGAUGCUAUUGGGUAUGAAAACCAAAAGCUCCUACGGAGUGGCGUUUGGGUUGAUCUCUUCUCUCAUGGUAGGAUUCCUUGGCGGAUGGUUUGCUGGUGGAGCUGCCACGGCUGCUGGCGAAAUCAGUAAUGGGGCUGCAUCAAUGAAUGAUGUGACUACUAGCGGUAGUAAUAGUACUACAACAACGGUGUACAACUGCAACUGCACUACACCCACGGUAGUCAACAGCAGCAGCACCCAGCCAGAGCCGCCGUCACCCAAUGCAAAUUCUCGAGUGCUGUUUCCGUGGAUGGGGAGAGAAAACACGACUUGUUACAUUGGCGAAUGGUACCAGUGCGGUGAUACUAACGGUGGACUGGACGUAAAGUACUUUGACAGGCUCCGAAAAAACUGCCCAUCCAGAAACAAUUGCGACGACCUUGCCGGUUGCGCGGUUAGCAAAAGCGAAAUCUUCUUUGAAGGACCAUCCGAUGGCACAGUUCCUGACGUUGCGCGGUUAGCAAAAGGAAAGUCUUCUUCGAAGGACCAUCCGAUGGCACAGUUCCUGACGUUUAUGAUUAUUGCAGCAAUGAUAUUGCGUAUAGGCACUACCCUGAUGGAGCCUCGGUGGCAACGCGUACUCACUCAGAACUGUUCGCGCUUGCAGAGGCGUACUUGA
This is a messenger RNA of Cylindrotheca closterium, 789 nucleotides long. NCBI's taxonomy places the organism in Eukaryota, Bacillariophyta, Bacillariophyceae, Bacillariales, Bacillariaceae. The record is from the annotation of a GenBank genome assembly.